Molecule: messenger RNA, 1452 nt
Organism: Triplophysa rosa
Lineage: Eukaryota; Metazoa; Chordata; Actinopteri; Cypriniformes; Nemacheilidae
Gene: uts2r3
Product: urotensin-2 receptor 3
Exons: 2
Coding region: 260-1411 (383 amino acids)
Biological process (GO): neuropeptide signaling pathway
Cellular component (GO): membrane
Molecular function (GO): urotensin II receptor activity
Source: RefSeq, a predicted model, not a curated record
AUAUUAUCAUAUCUUUAACAACGUCUUGAUGUAUGACAUGUAGUUUUAUUAUAUAUGUCACAAUUUGAUAAGGAUAUUUUCGGUUUCAUAAUUGUGCGGUUUAAGUCUGGAUAUACUGCAGGUCGACGUAUGUAACAUGCCAUCCCUGAAUACUCAGUUCACGGCAGUGCUCAAAAAAGCUCUUCUAAUGUGAAUCCCCUAAAAAUAUUCUGAAGCUCCGUAAAUUUGCUCAUCUUGGGACAUCUGCCAUUCAAGACAAAUGGACAUCUCUAGUUCAACUUCCCUUUCCUCCUCCCCUUCUCCUUCCUACACAUUUCCCGUUCUCCAUAAUUUCUCCCUUCCCUCCUCUUCCCCCUCUCUCUCUCCAUCCCCAAGCAUAGCAUCCACCGCUCUCUUCUGCCUUUUCCUAUCACUCCUGUCUCUGUUGGGAAUGCUGGGAAACCUAUACACUUUAGGUCUUCUUAUUCGGCGCCGCAGGACGUCAAGGCGGCGGCAUACAGCUCCCAUCUGUUGUUACAGCCUAUCCUGCCUCAGUCCCUCUUCUCCUUCUUUCUCUCCCUCCUCAUCCCCCACCUCUUCCUCCUCUUCUUCCUCCCUGCACUUACAGGUUCUAAGCCUGGCUUUAGCAGACCUGGUGUACCUCUCAACUGCCCCCUUUAUCGUGUACGACAGUUUGGCAUCUGACUGGGCCUUUGGAGAACUCGGCUGCCGGCUCCUGCUAAGUUUGGACCUGCUCACCAUGCACGCGAGCAUCUUCACCCUCACGGCCAUGAGUCUGGACCGGUAUCGAGCUGUGGCCGACCCGUUGGCAGCCUCCUCCACACCUUCAUCCGGACUGUUGAGAGUAGCUUUGGCCUGGGGCUUUGCCGUAGCUCUGAGUUUACCCAUGAUGAUCACUUUGCACCUUGAGGACGGAGAGAACCAAGAGGGCAAGUUGUGCGUGCCGGCCUGGGAUGAGCAGAGUUCCAAAGCCUACCUCAGUGUGCUCUUCUGCACCAGCAUCCUAGGCCCAGGACUGGCCAUCGGAGCUUUGUAUGCAGCCUUGGGGAGACUCUACUGGGUAUCUCAGACUCAACCAGCCUGGGCAGGAGGGGGAAACGCCUACCCGCCUCGUGCACCUCGCCCCAAAGUUCUGCUCCUCAUCCUGGGCAUCGUGAUAACGUUCUGGGCUUGUUUUCUUCCAUUCUGGAUAUGGCAGCUUCUGCCGCUCUACCGCCCAGAUGUGCUGCGUGCGGUGCCAGUGGGCACGCAGGUCACCGUCAAUCGCAUCCUCACAGGGCUUACUUACGGAAACUCAUGUGUGAAUCCGUUCUUCUACACGCUGCUGACAGGCAAGCGCAGACGGACCAGCAGAAAGACGAUAAGUGCAGCUGCCCCACUUUGCCAUAAAGGCAGCUCUGAUCAGCAGUGACAUUUGUUUUGGCCUCCAAUAAGUACAGUCUACAAAUCCCA